Carassius carassius (crucian carp) is the source of this 2689-nucleotide messenger RNA. Its product is annotated as synaptotagmin-like protein 2. Gene Ontology annotation, biological process: exocytosis. Gene Ontology annotation, cellular component: plasma membrane; exocytic vesicle. Bases 12 to 1976 code for a protein of 654 amino acids. The record is from RefSeq and is a predicted model, not a curated record. Lineage: Eukaryota; Metazoa; Chordata; Actinopteri; Cypriniformes; Cyprinidae. Gene Ontology annotation, molecular function: neurexin family protein binding. The transcript has 12 exons.
UAGAAGCCACAAUGGUACCUAAACCUCAGGUUGGUCAAGAGUCACAACCUAAACAUGGUAGAAGAAAUAGCAAAGGCAGUCUAAAUGGAAAAGCAAAUGCCAUGAGACGUGCCGCCAGUAUGUUUUCUGUGAACACUGCAGUUGAGGAGCAAAGCCAGGACUUAAAUCUUUUGUCCAAGAAGUCCCAGGGCCCCAAUCUGCAACAGGUUAAAAAGGCACCAGAAGCCAUCAUCACACACUCCAGAAAAAAACAGGAAGCUAGCUAUACCCUGCCAAAAACAUCCCCAGAAAUCUCUUGGAGAGACCGAGACAAAAACACUCAGAGAAGACCGUCACGUACCUCAGAGGAUUCUGACUCUCAACCUCUUGCUAGAUCCUUCAUUCCACGGGACUACCAGCAUUACCUUGGCAUCACAGAGGACAGAAGUAUGUACACUCCACCUCCAGUUAAAGAGCAGGUUGACGAUCUUAUAUGCACUUCAUUUACGUCAUCUCCAGAGACACACCGCAGCUGUAAAUGUUCCCCUGUGAAAACCAGUACUCCAGUACAGGGUUCCCCCGACCUACAAACCAGGAGAGGAAGCCUGGGAUGCGACUCAACCACACAAACUGAUGGAAAUGCCACUAAGGGCAAUUUAACCCGUGAAAUUGAAAGUCCCAUUCAGAAAGCUUUGAGACGGGCUUCAUCUAGACCAGUGUUCCAUAAAAGCAUGGAAGACAUCAGCACUCUUCCUAGACAAGACCAAAAACAAGCAAAUGACUACAUGCAGAGCAACUACGAUGACUCUAGCACACUUGUCCAAACGUCUUUUGCCACAUCAGACCCAGUGCACCUGAAGCAACUCAGUAAAUCAGUGCCUUCAUUCCUGCAAAAAGAAAGUGAUGGAGGAGAAAGUGACUCUGAGAGCAGUUCUCGUAGCGGUGUACCACAGUGGAAUAACAGACAAUUCACUGACUUCAGCAACUACUCUGGAUCCCCCUCCCUGUCAUCUGUUAGCGGCAGUGUUGUGAGUGUGUACAAUAGCGACUACAGCAGUGUUGAUGUCCAAGGAAGCAUCCAGUUUUCACUCAACUAUGUGCACAAGUUGCGGGAGUUCCACAUCUUUGUUGUUCAGUGCCAGAAUCUAGCAGCAGUGGACACCAAGAGGAAUCGAUCUGACCCGUAUGUCAAGAGUUACCUCAUUCCUGAUCCCGCCAAUUUGGGAAAAAGAAAAACUGCUGUGAAGAAGAAAACAUUGAAUCCUACAUACAAUGAGAUUCUUAGGUAUAGAGUUCGAAUGGAGUACCUGACAUCCCAGGUUCUCAACCUUUCAGCAUGGCACAAUGACACAUUUGGUCGUAACAGCUUCCUGGGUGAAAUAGAGCUUGACCUCUCCUCUUGGGAUUUUAAUGACACAGAGUGGAAACUUUUACCUCUCAAACCAAGGAAUCUGUUCUCUCAGACCACAAACAGCCUCCAGCCAUCUGACUUGAGAGGACAGAUGAGACUGGCCGUACGUUUCCUGCCUCAGAUUUCCCAAUCAAAAAACACUCCUGGCUCUGGUGAGGUGCAUAUCUGGGUAAAAGACUGCAAGAAUCUCCCUCUUAUCAGAAGUCCAGCUAUUGACCCAUAUGUAAAAUGCUUUGUACUCCCCGACACCAGCAAAAAGAGCCGUCAGAAGACUCGGGUGCUGAAGAGAACAGUCAACCCUGUAUUUAACCAUACUAUGGUUUAUGACGGCUUCAGGGCAGAGGACCUGAAAGAGGCUUGUGUGGAGCUUACUGUUUGGGACCGUGACCGACUAGCCAAUCACCUGCUCGGAGGCCUGAGACUCGGAAUGGGCACAGGCAAGAGUUACGGAGUACAGGUGGACUGGAUGGACUCAACAGCAGAGGAAGUCGCUUUAUGGAGGAGAAUGAUGGAAUCUCCCAAUGAAUGGGUGGAGAGCAUGUUACCGCUGAGGAUGGUAACAGCAGCCAAAAACACAUGGAAAUGAUCAAAUCACAUCUUUCAAAUAAUAUUUGUCCAUAUAUAAUAUCUUGCAUUUGUUAUGAUUUAUAGUAUAAUAGAUUAGGUUUUUGUCACAUUAGGACUUUUUGGCCCACAUUAGACCUGACAUCAACACGAGUUCCGUUUCCAGAUACAUUGAUAUUCUUUAGCUGGAUUUAUUUAUUGCCUUCAAUCCUGUGUUCAGUGGGAUUGAACAGAGAUCUGGUUGAAUAUAUUUAGCCAAUAACAUAUUACAUGAGAUCAUUUACCGAUUUCAAAAUGCUUUCCAUAAAAGUAAGUUAUAAGUAAUGUCUAAAGGUGAUUCUUUUCUAAUGUAAUCUGUUUUAAGAGGUUACAGAUUUAUAUAGCUAAUGAGAAUCCCUUGAAACAUCGUAUAUAUUUUGAAUUUAAAGACCUUAUAAACUAUAGAAUAUGUUCAAGACUUCAAAAUAGUUUUGAAGAAGGUUGUUAAAUCAUUGCUGAAGAACUUUAAGGAUACAAUUUGAGGUUAAAAAAACUAAGAUUCAAAGCCUUGACACGAUGAUUAAACCAGGACAGGAGGGAAACAGAAUGUGUGUAUACAAACUGUGUGGGGGAAUAGAUUUGAUGCCAAAAAUGUGCAAAGUGGGUGACUGCUUUAUUUGUCAAAUAUGCCUGUAUUAACAUCAGAGCUCACAGACACACUGUACUACAAGCAAAAUAAUGCAGGAUACUCCUGAU